Silurus meridionalis is the source of this 4081-nucleotide messenger RNA. It is a transcript of the gene slc26a5, whose product is annotated as solute carrier family 26 member 5. Gene Ontology annotation, cellular component: membrane. Gene Ontology annotation, biological process: transmembrane transport. Gene Ontology annotation, molecular function: bicarbonate transmembrane transporter activity; chloride transmembrane transporter activity; secondary active sulfate transmembrane transporter activity. The record is from RefSeq and is a predicted model, not a curated record. The transcript is spliced from 19 exons. NCBI's taxonomy places the organism in Eukaryota, Metazoa, Chordata, Actinopteri, Siluriformes, Siluridae. The coding region runs from base 527 to 2830 and encodes 767 amino acids.
UUUACAUUACAAUUUCUUUGUGGGAUUAAUAUUCAGAUUUUUAAUUCCGAUGUAUUUGUUUUAAUUUGACCAGAAUUCUAGGUUAAAUAUGUAAUGACGCUACCCGACCAACAGGGAGCGCUGUUGACGCGCCUUUAUAUUAUUAGUGUGCACAUGCAUAUCUGCGUAAAACCUUAUUCAGCAUUUUACCUUCCACGUGCAUAAAGUUAGAUAUUUUGUGCAAACGAACAAACAAAUAAAGGGUCACGACGAUAUGAGACCAUGUGAGAGCACUUUCACACUACACGCGUAGGCAAUACUAUACAUCCCAGAAUGCAUUGCGCUGCGACUUGUGACGUUCCGGCACGUGUCUCGGCUUCCUGUAGUGAGGCUGCGCGGCGCUUAAAGGACGUGUGUGUGUGUGUGUGUGUUGAUCAGUAACUCCAGAGACUUUAAUUGCGCAGCUCGAAGAUACAUCCUUCAACGAGACUCGCACAGAAAGAAGUUGAGAGGGUGGGCUGCGUGUCAUGCUCGUUGUGCUUGUGUUAUGGACCCUGUAAACAGCGAUGUUCAGCCUCACCCUGCUCUGGUGUACCGACUUGAGAGACCCGUGCUCAGUGAAGAACACAUCGACACACAGCUGCAUAAGAAAGAACGGACGCUCAAGCCCGUGAGGCGGAGACUAGCUGAACACUGCCGCUGUUCAUCUGAAAAGGCCAAAUCUGCCAUAUUUGGUUUCCUGCCCAUCUUAUCAUGGCUGCCGUCUUAUCCAGUGAAGCAGUAUCUGUUUGGAGAUAUUGUUUCGGGUCUCAGCACCGGAGUCAUGCAGCUGCCUCAAGGUCUUGCCUAUGCGAUGUUAGCUGCUGUUCCUCCAGUUUAUGGCCUGUACUCGUCCUUCUAUCCUGUUUUCCUCUACACGUUUUUCGGCACCUCCAGACACAUAUCAAUAGGCACGUUCGCUGUGAUUAGUCUGAUGGUCGGAAGUGUGGUGGUAAGAGAAGCACCGGACUCCAUGUUUAUUCUGAACGGGACGAAUGGAACGGAGAUUAUCGAUGUGGCGGCUCGAGAUGCCCGGAGAGUCCAAGUGGCCGUAGCUGUCACUACACUCAUGGGGCUUAUUCAGCUGGUACUCGGUGUGCUGAGGUUUGGCUUCGUGGCAAUUUAUCUGACCGAGCCGUUAGUGCGAGGCUUCACCACGGCCGCUGCAGUGCACGUGUUUGUCUCUCAGCUGAAAUACUUGUUCGGGGUUAAAACUCAGCGCUACAGCGGGCUGUUAUCUGUCAUCUACAGUCUCAUCGCUGUGUUUAAACACAUGGACAGCACUAACGUCAGUACGCUCAUCUUGGGAUUGGUGUGUAUCGUGUUCCUGUAUGGCGUGAAGGACAUAAACGAGCGUUUUAAAAAGAAGCUGCCCAUCCCCAUUCCAGGAGAAAUCAUUGUGGUAAUCGUCUCGACAGGGAUUUCGUACGGCAUGGCUCUUUCUGAGAAUUAUAAGGUGGAUAUUGUAGGAGAAAUCCCUACAGGACUUCAAGCGCCAGCUCUCCCAGAUUUCAGUCUCUUCCCCAAUGUGCUCACGGACGCUGUAGCUGCGGCUGUGGUGGGAUUCUCUAUCGGGAUCUCCUUGGCUAAAAUAUUUGCUCUCAAAUAUAACUACAGUGUGGACGGAAACCAGGAGCUGAUUGCGCUCGGAUUGUGCAACUCUGUCAGUUCCUGUUUCCACACCUUCGCCGUCACCAGCUCGAUGUCUCGCAGUCUGGUGCAGGAGAGCACGGGCGGAAAGACUCAGAUUGCAGGCUUUUUGUCCUCCAUGCUGGUCCUUCUGGUUAUUUUGGCAGUCGGCUUUUUGUUCCAGCCUUUACCUCAGACGGUGCUAGCUGCAGUCAUCAUGGUCAAUCUGUUGGGAAUGUUCAAACAGUUGAGAGAUAUUCCUGCUUUAUGGAGAACCAGUAAGAUUGAACUGGCGAUUUGGGUGAUGGCGUUUCUGGCAUCUGUUCUGCUGGGGUUGGAUUAUGGCCUCCUGGUGGCUGUUACAUUUGCUAUACUCACAGUCAUCUACAGAACACAAAGCCCUAAAAGUGUUAUUCUCGGGCAAAUCUCCGACACUGGACUUUACUUUGACACUGAGGAAUAUGAAGAGGCUACAGAAUGUGCAGGGAUCAAGAUUUUCCGCUCUGAUUGUUCAAUUUACUUUGCGAACAGUGAACACUACGUAAACCGUCUCAAACAAAAAACGGGAGUAAAUCCUGCACAGCUGCUGGCUGAGAGAAAAUCCCUGCAGAAGCGUUUAAAAAAGACUGAAAACAAGAAAAAGUCCCAUCAAAGUCCUGAGAGGAUGAAGAGAGCAGUAGUUAAACUGGAUAUGGAGUUAGGCUUGAGUCACGAAGUGGUGGACGAAGAUGAGGCACAAGUGGAAUCGCACAGUAAUGGACAAAUCGUUGAGGCAGAGUCUGACUCAGAGGAGCGUCGCUUCCUCCAGCCGCUCUCUCCCAUUCACUCCAUCAUCCUGGACUUAAGUUCUGUCAACUUUAUAGACUCUGUCGGAGCCAAAGCUUUUAAAUCUGUUAUCAAGGAGUUUGCAGCCAUAGAUGUAAAAAUUGUACUUGCUGGAUGUAGCCGAAAUCUACUGUCUGAUCUCAGGGCUCUGCAGUUCUUUAGCGCUCCUGUGACCCUGGACAUCAUCUUUCCCACUGUUCAUGAUGCUGUACUGCACUGCCAACACACAAGGACGCACGACCCUGCCCCCAGCCUCGCCCCCAGCCCUGCCCAAGGAUCCACUCCCACCGUGCCGUCCAGUGAGCACACAGGAAACAAGAGAUGCUGUUCUAAAGCGUGUCAGAAUGAUGACUUUUAAAUGAUGAGCCGUUAGAGGCAAAAAAUAAGGAACCAGACCUCAUGCACUUUUACCUGUAACACCUCCUGCCUUUAAACUGAAACGCGCGUCUGCGUGGGGAUCAUGUGAGUAAAACACUGAACGCGGUUACACACGCGAACAUGACUCUCAUAUUCAUGCCUCGUUAACAAUCCAUCACGUUUUUUUGUGUAGUGUAUAUAUAUUUUUUUCAUUCUGCUGAACACACUUUGUUCAAGUUUUAAACAGUUACCACAAUUUUUUGUACAUUAUUAACUGAUUUAAAAUGUGACCAACAAACAAACAAAAAGGACUUCAUAUUAAAUUUAAAUUUUUCACAGAUGUUUUAAAAAUUUAAAUGGGGGUCCUGUUUGCUAGUCUUCUUGGUGAUAUUUUAUUUUAUUGAUCAAACAAUGUGUAUUAUAAACAAAUGAUUAUAAAUGAUUGAUUAUUAAAAUGUGACCACGAAAAACGAAACAAUGAAAACAUGAAUAACAUUUAAAAUAAAGAUGAAUUGAUUAGAUUAUUUAAUUAAAUUACAAUCAACAACAUAGCAUUGAAAUGAAUCAGUGAAUAAAUGCUGACUUCAGUAACUAAGCAAAUCUGUUAAUGAUAAAAAAAAAAAAAAAAAGAAAAUAUAUAUAUAUAAAACUAAUUCCCUCACUCGUCACACUUUUGCUCUGUCCAAUCAGGUUGCAAGAUUGAGGUUGAACAAGGAAAAACAAACCAUGUUGAAUACAUCUUUAUUUCCUCUCCAUUACUGAGAAUAAUACAAAUAAUCUAGAAUAGAGAGAACGCUAAACUUGUAAUCUAGACACUAGGAGGACUGAAUAUAGAGCGUUGCUAUAGUUUCAGAGCACUUUAUUCUUGAAACCAUAAAAAACAAUUACACCCAUUAAUGAUUUAAUAAAAUCGAAAGCUCAGUAACCGUGUAAGUGUUAUAGUUUACAGUCGAAAUGCUGGUAAAGGUCAAAGGUUUUGUAUGCGAGAUGCUUCACUGUGUGUCGAUUAUUUUUUAUUUUUUUUGUUUUUCCACUGGAUUCGGUUUUGGUUUCAUAAUCCAGAGAACAGGUCAAGAGACUGUACGUAUUUAUAAACCAAAUGCUGAUGUUUGGAUUUGUUUUUUUUUUUGUUGGUUUUUUUUAUUCACGAACCAAAAAAAAAAAAACCUGAGUCUGUGACUGAGUCUCCAGACUCCUUCAAUCUUGAAAUGAUAAUAGUAAAAUAAUAAAAGAAUUGUUAUUCAAAUGGUAA